Drosophila teissieri is the source of this 384-nucleotide messenger RNA. It is a transcript of the gene Cpr65Ec, whose product is annotated as pupal cuticle protein Edg-78E. Bases 1 to 384 code for a protein of 127 amino acids. The record is from RefSeq and is a predicted model, not a curated record. Gene Ontology annotation, cellular component: chitin-based extracellular matrix. The transcript is spliced from 2 exons. Gene Ontology annotation, molecular function: structural constituent of chitin-based larval cuticle. Lineage: Eukaryota; Metazoa; Arthropoda; Insecta; Diptera; Drosophilidae.
AUGAACAAAUUCUUCGUCCUUGCCGUUGCCGCCCUGGCUGUGUCCUGCGUCCAGGCCGACUCCUUCGAUGCCCGUGCCGAGACUCGCGAGUACAAGAGCGACCUGAAGGAGGAUGGCAGCUAUGCGUAUCAGUACCAGACGUCCAAUGGCAUCGCUGGCCAGGAAUCGGGCGUGGGCGGUUACUAUGCCAGUGGCUCGAACGCCUACUACGCGCCCGAUGGUCAGCUCAUCCAGUUGACCUACACCGCCGACGGCAAUGGAUACCACCCAGCCGGCGCCCAUCUGCCCACCCCGCCCCCAAUCCCAGCGGCCAUCCUGAAGUCACUGGAGUACAUCCGCACCCAUCCCCAGCAGGAGAGUCGCCAGGGUCAAGGACGAUUCUAG